Molecule: messenger RNA, 7683 nt
Organism: Patiria miniata (bat star)
Lineage: Eukaryota; Metazoa; Echinodermata; Asteroidea; Valvatida; Asterinidae
Product: tyrosine-protein phosphatase non-receptor type 23-like
Exons: 23
Coding region: 308-7144 (2278 amino acids)
Biological process (GO): endocytic recycling; protein dephosphorylation; protein transport to vacuole involved in ubiquitin-dependent protein catabolic process via the multivesicular body sorting pathway
Cellular component (GO): endosome
Molecular function (GO): protein binding; protein tyrosine phosphatase activity
Source: RefSeq, a predicted model, not a curated record
AUUCGUUAUUAGGUUUCGAUGCAUGAUGUGGGGAAACAUUAACACAGAAUGUGGUACAUUUUAUGGCUUCAUGUUGUUAAUAUAAAAGUAAAUUAGUUUUAUUUCAUAGACAACUGGAUGAUAGGGAUAAGUGUGUUUGCAUAAUUUAACCUGAUAAUCACAAGGCUAGCACAGCACGAUCGACGGAACCGGGCUUAAAUAAAGUCUACCACCACACAGUUCGGUGCCUGUUAAGUCGCAUAACAUUGCAUUGAGGUUGUUCAACAAGACCGAAACGUAGCCAGACUAUUUGCAGUGAAACAUCAAAAUGGAAGCCGUUCCUCGAAUGUUUAUGCUCAGUUUAGAGCUAAAAUGGAGCCUGGAAAAAGUAGAAUUCGGGCCCAAUCUCAGACAGUACAUUCAGGGUCACUAUAUGGAAGAUCCUAACAAAUACAAUGAAGAAAUCAAGCAACUGGAUCAGCUGAGAGCGAAUGCCACCAACGUGUCGCGAGAUUUUAACGGUAUCAGCACCCUGAAGAAAUACUAUGGCCAGCUGCACCUGCUGACCAGCCGGUUCCCGAUCACAGACGGUGGAGAGGCAGCUCCUAUCUUCACAUGGAUUGAUACCUUUCACGAGGAGCCGUUCUCCCAUGCUGAUGCUGCCUUUGACCAGGCCUGCAUUCUCUACAACUUGGGAGUCCUCCACUCCGUCUUGGGGGCAAAGGAGUCUCGGGCCAGCGAAGAGGAGAUGAAGGUAGCCUGUACUCACUUCCAGUGCGCUGCUGGGGCAUUCAGCUACCUCAAGGACCAUUUCCAGAGUUACAUGAGUCCAGACAUCUCAUUUGAUCUCAUGACAAUCUAUAUCAACCUCAUGCUGGGCCAAGCCCAGGAGUGUCUACUGGAGAAAUCCAUGCAGGACAACCGCAAGAGCUCCCUAGUGUCCCGCAUCAGCAUGCAGGUGAUUGAGUACUACCGGCAGGCACUCAGGGGCCUUGAAGACAGCAACAUCAGCAGUCUGAUGGGGUCCAGGAGGAGCAAGACGUGGAGGAAGACCGUUCAAGUCAAGAUUACGCACUUCCUGAGUGUGGCCUAUAUGUACAUGAGCAAUCAAGCAGAUGAACAACAGAAACACGGGGAGAGGGUGAGCUGGCUGCAGCAAGCCGUAGACAGACACAAUGAAGCCAUGAAACUAUCCAAGGGAGUGCACGAGGGCAUCCUAGAGGCCCUCAACUUCACCAAAGACGUGGUCUCGGGAAAAUUUCAGGCAGCAAAGAAGGAUAAUGAUUUUGUGUACCAUGAUCAAGUGCCUCCAUUUGAGAACCUCCCCGAAAUCAAAGGUGCAUCCUUGGUCAAAGCCUUGACCUUUCAACCCUAUGAUGAGAGCAUAGCAGGCCCAGACAUCUUCAAGAAGCUGGUCCCCAUGGAGGCCCACGAGGCAGCCUCGUUGUACAGUGAAGAAAAAGCCAAGUUGCUACGCCGAAUCGGAGAUGAAAUCGAAGACAAGACCAAACACCUUGAACAGUUCAUGGCCUCGUUACAACUUGACCAACUCAAACUGGACGGGGCAGAUGAGCCCGAGAGACUGCCCCAGGUCAUGCUGGAGGUGUGUGCUGCCCUCAGUGUCAAGACGGAGCCAAUCAAGCAACUCGUUCAGUGCAUGCAAGAGUUGUCCAGCGUCGUUCUUGAUGUCGAUGCUGACGUAAAGGAACUGCAAGAAAUUCUAGAUGGAGAGGACAAACAAGAAUCUGAGUUCCAGAAGGAUCGGGGUAAGCGUCCUACCAAGAUCAUGGAUGAGAUCAAGCAGGAGUUCUCAAAGUACAAGGAGGGCCACGACAAGGCCAGCAAGUCCAACCAGGAACUACACAAGGCCAUGCAGGUGCACAUUGAGAAUAUCCGCAAGCUGGCUGGGCCACUGGAUGAGUUACAGGCCUCCCUGCCAUCCAUCAAAGAUGCCCAAUCGUCGAGCGACAGAGGGGCGGAGUCUAAGCUGAGCAUGCUCAUUAAGAAGGUGGAUGAAAUGAAGAACCAAAGAGUGAGUCUGGAGACUCAGCUGAGGGACCAGCUUCGCACCGAUGACAUCACCAGCAGAAUCGUUACUACUGAAGGGGGAAACUUGAGGGCAUUGUUUGAAGAUGAGAUGAAGAAGCAUGACACACUGGUCACCUACAUUGAGCAGAAUCUCUCAGCCCAAGAGAACAUACUGAAGGCCUUGACGGAGGCUAAUGCUGCCUACGCUGACACCAGAAAGAUGCACGCCGAAAUCUCCAAGAAUCGAGAGGACAAGAUCCAGGAGCUGAUAGGAUCGUACACAGUCUACGAUGACCUGCUGGCCAAGUCCCAUAAAGGCAUCGAGUUCUACAAUAAGUUGCAGCUUGGGUUGCGUAAGCUCCAGACCCGAACCGACGGGGUCAUCAAGGUCAAGCAGGAGGAACGAGAGGCUGUCUUGGCCAGACUCAAACCAAAACCAGUGCAAGCCAGACCCACCGCGCCAAAGCCAGUCCUCCCUGUGGAUCCCGUGCCCGCCGGUCCUAAACUCUCUGAUUUCUGGAAACCCAAGUCAUCUGCAUCAGUUGGAGGGGGCAGCGUCAGUGAUGUUCCCAUGAUGCCAGCUGCUGUUUCUGGCCAGUAUCCAGGGUCUUUGGAUCACGGAGGCCCGCCCGCAAAUACCAUGCAGCCUGGAGCCCAUCCCAGCCAGGGCCUGGCAAGGCACUCAAGUUUUGACUCUCCAUCCAGCCUGUCUUCACUGGACGGUCAGAGACCUCCAUCUCAAUCCCCAGCAUUUGCACAUCCCGGAUCAGGUCCAGGCUCCCCCCUCCAUGCAUCCCAGUCAAGCAGCAUGGCUUAUGACCAGUCCAGGAUGCCCCAUCGUACCCCCUCUGCACCCAUGAGCCAACCCUCAUCUGCCCCUCCAACCAUCCCAAGUCAUCCCCAAGCUCCUGGGCAUUCAGGAGUGCAGGCACAGCAACCUCACCCCAGUGCAUCGUACCCUGGAAGCCUACCACAAUCCCAAACCCCCGUGAUGCCGCAGUCUGGUUCCCAGCAGCCGAUGAUGCCGGCUAGCAGACCUCAGAUGCAGCCACCCAUGGUUCCUCAACCAUUCAGCCAAUCACCACCCCAACCACCUCAGCAGCCAACUCCAAGAUCACUUCACUCUCAGCAGAUACAGGUAUCGCAUUCACAGAAUCAACCUGGCUAUCCAGCCGCCAGAUCUGUCCCACCCAACAGCAACCCUCAACCAUCAGUUCCUCGCGACCACCAACCACAAGCCAACCAACAGGCUCAGGGUAUACAAGCUCAGCCACACACUAGCACCGCCAUGGUAAGCAGCAUCACAACUCCCAUCCCAUCAGCCGUUACUCGCCCACCGAUGGAAGGCCAAACGCUUGGACAGCAUCAGCAGGUACCCCCAGGUGGUAAUCCACAAUUUAGCCAUCCGAGCACCCAAAUGCCGCAUCAGCCACCCAUGAUGUCACAAUCUAAUGUACCACCGCAGCCGCAACAAACCAACAUGCCCCCACAGAUGAAUCAAUCCCAGCCAGGCUACCAAAACAUAAUGCAGCAGUCGCAGCAGCCAAUGGUUUCACAACCUGGCAGCAACACCCAGUAUCCGAUGACAUCAAACCAAAACAACCAAUCACAGCCACAGCAGAGUACCUCCCAGCCCAUGAGCCACCAACAAGGGAUGUCGCAGCAGCCUGGUAUGCAAGCAACUCAUCCAGCUGCACUACUGCAACAGCAGCAACAGCAGCAGCAGCAACAGCAGCAGCAGCAACAGCAGCAACAACAGCAACAGCAGCAGCAACAGCAGCAACAGCAGCAACAGCAGCAGCAACAGCAUCCGUACCAACAACCCACUCAACAGUUCAGCCAAACCCCCACAGCGAGUCCCCAGCAUAGACCCCAACAGAUUUACCCACAGCCUGGGACUUCCAUCCAAUCUGGCCAACAGCAUAUGGGGCAGCAGCAGCAGCAUCACAUGCAGGCAAAUCAAACACCAACAGCUAGCCCACAACAUAUUAGACCUCCACAACAGGUUCAGUCACAGCCCAGUCCUAACCAACAUGCCAGGUUUGGACAAGGCAUGCCCCAGCAUCAGCAGCAACACUUACAACAACAACAGCAGCACCCACACCAGCAGCAGCAGCCGCCACAGUUCCAACAGCAGCCUUUAAAUCAAGCACGAUUCUCAGCUCCUCAAACUCAACAAGGAAACCCAGUCAGGCCUCAAGGCAUCCCUCAAGGUGGUGGGCAACAAAUGCAUCCAUCUCAGGCUCAAGUACAGCAAACUUACCAUCCUCAGCAGCCUGGCUCAACUCAAACCCUGCCCCCAUCAAACCAAGCUGUAUCUAUGCCCGGAGGUGCCAGGCCAACUAAUGGACAGCCAACUAAUGUUGGACAACCUGUGGGUUAUACAGGGCAGCAAAUAGCUCCAGCGGGGCAGCAGCAGCCACCAGUUAGUCAAGGUAUUCCCAUGGGCCCACAGCAAGGUACCAUGGGACAUCCACCGAGAAUGGCUUCACAAGCUCCAUUUUCACAGGCUGGAGGUCAGGUGUGGUCGCAGCCGCAGCCGCAGCCGCAGCAACAACACCAACAGCACCAGCAGCCAAUCUCUAGCCAACAGCAGCCUCUGCAACAACAUCCUGGUGCAGGACUCGCCAUCCGCCAGCCCUACACUCAGCAACCGCAGCCACAGCCACAGCAGCAGCAGAGUAGUCAGUUCACCAGCAUCCAGCAGGGAAUGGGAUAUGCAAACCAGUCUCAGUUACCACCGCAAAAUUUCAGCCAGUCCAAUCCAGCCCAGCUGCCUCCUGGUGUGAACCCACAAAACCAAAGAAUGCCGCCUCCAGGUAACCACCAACAACCAGAUUUGAACCCAUCCAAUCCCAGAAUGCAGACGCCCAUCCAGAACCAUCCCCUGCCACCCAGCAUGAACCAACCCUUUCAAAGUGGUCCCUCAUCCAUUGCUAACCCUUCCCAUGCAGGAGUUCCAGUGCAGCAGGCUAACAGUUCCGCUGUUCCAUUCCCAGCAGGUUCUCCGGGCCAGCCCUACCAACAGCCACCACAACCCCCUCUGAAUCAAGUCCAGCAGGUCAACAAAGCACUGAAGGAAGAGCAGCAGCGUCUGCCGCAGCCUUCCCUGCAACCUUUGAAAGUAGAGCCCAGCUCCCGGGAUCUGCUCUCAAACAGCCCGGACAACGAGCAGAUAUCUCUUAGUAAACCUUUGAUACCACAAUCAGACACCUCAGAAGCCCCGCCUCAAGAGGCCCCUUCCAAGACCCAAACUGAGCCCCUGACAACUACAACAACCACACCCACGCAGUCUUAUUCAUCCAACGAGGCUGUGUUAUCUGAUGUUUUCAAGCAAGCUGGACUUCCCAGCACAUCCACCCAAACCCACAAAUCGGCAGACAACCAGGCCUCAUUGAAACCACUCAUACCUGGUCCAGCCACAAAAUCCUCUACGUCAGGACAGUCUGCCUCAGCCCGACCCUUCCCAAAGUCUAAAGACCCGUACGAUGAUAAGCAGACACUUGACAAAUUUUUAGAUGAGGUUGAGAGGUUUGAGAAGUACGUUGAUGGCCUCGGAAAACAGAUGCUGAGUGGACCAACAGUACUUGAUGGACUUUGGAAGGAGUUGAGUGAGGCUCAAGAUCGUGACACCAGGCAAUCUUCAAUUGCUGUCGCACGCUGCUACUCCAUCAAGAACAGACACCCAGAUGUCAUGCCAUAUGAUCACAAUCGCGUCAAGCUCCAGACGGGCAAGGAUGAUUACAUCAACGCAAGCUUCAUCAACGAUCUCUCCCCGGCCUCCCCCCACUUCAUUGCCACCCAGGCUCCCUUACCGUCCUCCUACAAUGACUUCUGGCUGAUGGUCUAUGAGCAGCAGGUCUCUCUCAUAGCUAUGCUGGUCUCCCAGGCACCCACGGCCAAGAGUAAAGCGGAUUUUGACCAGUACUGGCCCGAGGAGCGGGGGCAGGUCAAGACCUACGGCUCCAUCCUGAUCAGUUUACAGAGCAAACGAACCACCGACCAUCAGACAGACCGGACCUUCCAUCUGAUCCACAAAGACACUAAGCAGGAGAGGACAGUCUUUCAGCACCAGUUUACUGCCUGGCCAGAAUUUGGAGUCCCAAACAGACCAGCAGACCUUCUACAGUACAUAAGUGACGUCAACGGUUUCUACAUGCAGCAAAGAAGCCUGAGUACUCCCAUUGUAGUACACUGCAAUUCUGGAAUUGGUCGGACGGGGACCUUCUGCCUGAUCUAUUCAGCGGUUCAAGAGAUGAUGUGCGGGGGAGGCAUCGUUGAUAUUCCCAGACAGGUGAAGACGCUGCGACAACAGAGGAGAGGCAUGGUGGCAGAGAAGGAACAGUUAAAGUUCACGUACAUGGCAGUCUUGUGUUUUGCACAGCAGAUCCUGGCAAAGCGUGGCAUUUCGGUGAAGUCCUCGGUUUCAUCCCCACAGGUUGAUCUCAAACAUCUUCAGAGAAUCACCUCCUUCGAUGUCAUCAUGGGCUCCGAUUCCGUCACCAGCCUCCACUCCCGGAUUUCCAAAAUGUCCGUCCGGACCACCAGCCAAGAGACCAUGCCCGUGCAGGAAGCUGCAAGCCCCGCCUUCCAAGACGACCUGACCAAUCCGAGAUCUUUGUCGCCCAUCAGUGACCAUGAGUCAACCAAUCAGGAGCCAUUCCUGCCGCCAAAGACUGAAUCUGAAACAUCCACCGAGGCUAUUCCAUCGGAUAAGGCAACAGAUGAAAUACCCCAAGUGGACUCCCCUGCCAAGUCACUUAGCCCAUCCGACCCCACCCCCUCCCAAGCUGUCCAAGCCCCGCCCACCCUGGUGGAGCUGACGGAAUCCAACCUGACUGACUUUAGUCUGAACCCACCCCAGUUCAUCCCGGAUGUUGUGGAGUCCAGCCAACAAGAAGGUGGGGACCCAGCCCAGGGCUCGCUCAGCCCCACAGACGGCUCCCUGCCAUCUAUUUUGGCCGAUCUCACACCGCAAAACUUUUCCAUGAAGGGCAAAUCCAAGCAGCGGAUCUCCAAAACGGACUUCAGCGGGCAAAGGGGCAUGUUAGGAGCCAGUCAGUCAGAGGAUGAUCCUCUGGGCUCGCUUGAUCCUUUAUGGACGAUGAAAAGUAAAGGGGAAAAUAACGCUUCUUAAUUGCUGUAAAAAAGUCUACUUUUCAUUGAUCAUUGUUAAGCCUACAUGUACUAGUCUUGUAUUAUAAUCUGUCAAAUGAACUUGUGCAAUUCUGCAAUCUUUUGUCCUAAAAAUUAUGUUUAAACUAUUGGAGAAGGUUUUGAGACUAAGACAAGUUUCAAGAUCACUCCCUGCUUGUCUUGGUCUUAGUCUUGGUCUUGACAUCAUCAGAUCCCAAGUCUUGUCUUAGUCUUGAACUAUUUAGGUCUUUCAGUUGGGAUGACCUCGAAACUGAGACCUGAAAUGAGCAUUUAAAUUGUGUCGCCGUUAUAUCCAACAUAAAAUCUGCUUGUCUGAAAAACAGUUCAAUUUGCCAGUAUCCAGAGUUUAAGUAAAACACAUACAUUGUAGAUAUAUGCUGUCCUUGUACAUGUAACAAUUGCGUGUAAUUUAGAGAAUUCCUCUGUAUAACAGAGCCAUGAAAUUGGAGUCAAGGUUACUGGCAACCGAUCACAAUGCUCUGUUCUAAAGGUGUCACAUACACACGUCCAAUCAGAACG